Caenorhabditis remanei is the source of this 1338-nucleotide messenger RNA. RefSeq lists its product as uncharacterized. The transcript is spliced from 9 exons. Lineage: Eukaryota; Metazoa; Nematoda; Chromadorea; Rhabditida; Rhabditidae. Bases 1 to 1338 code for a protein of 445 amino acids. Gene Ontology annotation, cellular component: membrane. The record is from RefSeq and is a predicted model, not a curated record.
AUGAACUCAACGUUCAACGAAACUGAAGAUGCUCCAUCACCACCAGCAAUGAUUGCUCCGAUAUUGAGUUUGGAUCCAAUCGCGCGUCUAAUGUUCCACGUGGCAGCAGUUGCAAGCAACUCCACCAUUACCCCCACCACAUCUCCGGUGGAAUCUGCUGAUGAUCCACUUCAGGAGCUAAUUGACAGAAUCAACAGAGCUCAACAAGAAGAGUGUGACCGUCUCGCAAACUCUUGUGAGAACCGUACAUUGUACACCUGGCUUGUUGGAUAUGGAUUCAUCUUUGUAUUCUUGCUGGCCCUGUUCGGAAAUGUUGUCAAUCUUCUGAUCUACAACUCUGACCAUAUCAAGUAUUACAUUGCUAUCAGAAUGCUCUGUACUAGAUUGCUCAUGAACUCUCUCACAUUGAUCUGUAUGCUUCCACAAGCAUUACGUAUCGUGUCUGCAUGGGACUCCGGUUCACACAUUGACGAGCUCUACUGGAUUUACUAUCCAUAUCAGAUUUAUUUUGUGAAUCUUUUCGGAUUUUGCGCGAUGUGGCUGACAGUGUUGAUGACUGCAGAAUGUUAUCUUCACGUGUUCUUUCCUUCUCAUUCUAAAAGUUUGUGUACCAAACGGAAUCUCUCACGAAGCUAUAUGAUCAUUAUCUCGGUUGGUGCUUUGUUGGCGUUGAUGUAUAAGUUCAAUCGAAGUGUCACAAUGUCAACGCAUUGCAAUCGUGUCAUUCCAACUAUCCAUGCUUCUGAAGAUUUCAUAAUGAUCUGUCUCGAAAAAAUCCAUACAUUUGCAAAUCUCCUUUUGGCAAUUGUCGUUCCAAUGUGUCUUCUUCUUUUCAUGGCUGCAUCAAUUUUGUGGAAGUUGGUUUUAAAGAAAACUGAUUUUGUUUCCCAUUUUACUGCUGAAAAACGGUGUGUAACUCGUAUUACACUGAUUACUACUGGCCUUCAACUCAUCGCGGAACUUCCUCCAAUCCCAGUUUUUCUCUAUGCCACUAUUUUUGGACCGGCUGUGACAAAUGAACCAGCUAUUUGUGUUUGGAAUACUAUUGCCGUUUUCCUUGGUCUCUGCAACGUUUCUCUCUCUUUCUUCGUCUAUUUGGUGUUCUCUGACAAAUUCCGUGAAAUGGUCAAAACCCGCCUCUCUGAGCUAAUCCCGUGUUUCUCCACUCCUCGUUCUCUUGUCCACUACUCCAAUGAAACUAGCAAUCCAAAACAGAGAACUAAUUUGUUGGCUCGUGAACAAAUAAGAAUCAAACAAUCGGAUACUGAAUCAUCUGUCUGCACUGAAACAUACCUUCUCAAUGAAAAAUCAUCAACCAACGACGACUCAUUUUUGUAA